Molecule: messenger RNA, 630 nt
Organism: Linnemannia hyalina
Lineage: Eukaryota; Fungi; Mortierellomycota; Mortierellomycetes; Mortierellales; Mortierellaceae
Source: the annotation of a GenBank genome assembly
AUGGCCCCUCGUGUCGUCGUCUUGAUUUCAGGAACAGGCUCAAACCUUCAGGCCCUCAUCGAUGCCAUCGCGGCCGGAUCCCUCAAGGCAGAGAUCCCCCUCGUCAUCUCAAACCGCUCCAAGGUCUUUGGUCUUGAGCGAGCUGAAAAGGCUGGUAUCCCCACAAAGGUCCUGGCCCUGAAGCCCUAUACCAUCGCCGGAAAGUCCAGGAUCCAAUACGAUGCUGACCUCGCCCAACUGAUCGUUGCCGCCAAGCCUGACCUGGUCGUCCUUGCCGGAUUCAUGCAUAUUCUUUCGCCCACAUUCCUGGAACAGUUCCCCACCACCCCUCUGAUCAACCUCCACCCAGCUCUGCCAGGACAGUUUGAUGGUGCCCGAGCAAUUGAGCGUGCAUUUGAGGCGUACCAGAACGGAGAGAUCAAGCACACAGGAAUAAUGGUCCACCGUGUGAUUCAGGAGGUCGACGGAGGUGAGCCUUUGUUGGUCGAGCAGGUCGAGAUCAAGCCUGAGGAUGACUUGGUGGCAUUGCAGGAGAGGAUUCACUCGGUCGAGCACGUCCUUCUUGUCCGCGGAGCAGCCCUUGUGCUUGAGCAAGAAGCCGCCAAGAAGUGCAACUCCACAUCAGCAUAG